Messenger RNA from Ostrea edulis (European flat oyster), 1156 nucleotides. Its product is annotated as polyglutamine-binding protein 1-like. Lineage: Eukaryota; Metazoa; Mollusca; Bivalvia; Ostreida; Ostreidae. The transcript has 7 exons. The coding region runs from base 110 to 967 and encodes 285 amino acids. Gene Ontology annotation, biological process: alternative mRNA splicing, via spliceosome. The record is from RefSeq and is a predicted model, not a curated record. Gene Ontology annotation, cellular component: nuclear body; cytoplasm. Gene Ontology annotation, molecular function: ribonucleoprotein complex binding; protein binding.
CGAACUGGUGAGGGUUCGAAAAUCGAUUCCUCCAUUCGGAGUCCCUCGUGCAUUUCAUUACCGUGUACGUAUAUGUGAAACUCGAAAUUAAUAAUCUGAAACAUUAAAAAUGCCACUUCCAUCGGCUUUACUUGCAAAGUUGAAGAAGAGGGGGAUUGUUCCUGAGCAGCAAAGAAAACCUGCGGAGGAGAUAGAGGAGGUAUUUGCUGAGGAUUACGAUGAUCCAGUCAAGGAAAAUACCGCCCCUCCCCCCGCAGAUCUGGAGAUGGACACGUCAGUGGACAAUCAGACAAAAUCCCUGGUGUUCGAAGUCUCAGCUUGCCCAAACAGAUACAAUAAAUACCACACCUGUGUAGAGUACUGCAUGAAGAGAUGGGGGAGUCAGAGGUUUGAGCCGGCCCCCACCAUGAUCAGGAAGAGGGACAGGAUGCUGAGGCGGUAUCCACUCCCCGAGGGGUGGGAGGAAGUGGCAGACCCCCAAACGAAUCGUUACUUCUACUGGAACACCUUUACAGACCAGGUAUGCUGGCUGUCACCUGUACACCCCCGGGCUCAUAUCACAAUUUCUGCCCAGAGAAUUCAAGAUCUCCUGGGUGACCAGUCCCUGGCAAAUAAAGAGGGAAGUGAUGAGGAGAUGGAGACAAAGGGUUCAGAUGAAAGUGACAUGAGUUCAUCAUCUUCAUCUAGUUCAUCAGACUCGGAGGAUGAAUAUGACAAACGGCGACGAGAUAGGGGACGUCGUUAUCAUGAUAACAGACGUAGAGGUGGAAAACGCCAGAAGGAUGAAUUAGAUCCCAUGGACCCAGCAGCGUACUCAGAGGUUCCAAGAGGGUCAUGGUCAACAGGACUUGCCACUCGAGGGGAGGCGAAGACAGGGGCAGACACUACUGCCUCAGGGCCACUGUUUCAGCAGCGUCCAUACCCCAGCCCCGGGGAAAUCCUGCGCAGGAAUCGGGACCAGACCUAAUCAGACACAUCAAUAUUAUCAUCCUCAUAUUUAUCAUCAUCAUCUAAUCUUUGUAUCAUUAACAUAUGACAGUAUAAACAUUGUUUCUUAAUUCAUUAAAGAUAAAACUGUUGACAGAUAAUUCUGUAUCAUUUACAUCUUGCUGUAUCAACCUUUUAUUCAGUAAGAAUAAAUGUGUGGAGAAAUCCA